Molecule: messenger RNA, 1569 nt
Organism: Amoebophrya sp. A120
Lineage: Eukaryota; Dinophyceae; Syndiniales; Amoebophryaceae
Source: the annotation of a GenBank genome assembly
GGUUUAUGUUAUACCUUUUCUAUCCGGAUCGAUCCAGCAUCUGCCUCUGUAAGUUUUUCGUAUCAACAUCAAGCUGUCGAUCUCGAUUCUUGUUCGAAAAGUAUUUUUUUGAGUAAUUGAAAUUAAUUGUGGUCUCGUCCCAGCAAGUUCUCUCCUGGUCAUGUCCUUAUUUGAUCGGUGGGUAGAGCAGCGCGCGGCACGCUGCGUCGCGGACCUCAGAGCAACGAAAGCGCAGCUCCAAGACCAGCUGGCUGCUACGAGGAUCGCGAACACCGGAAACCGAGGGCCCCCGUUUGCUCGUCACGGGGAGACGCUUCGCCAGUUAUCUGGCAUCAGCAAGAAACUUGCGCAAGUGGAGGCCGAUCUUCAGAGCCAUACGGUAUUGAAGGCCGCAGCUGACCGGGGCGCGUCUGCAAUUUCCGAAGAGAAGGCUGCAGACUUAAGUCGCGGCGAUUUCUUCAAAAGAAAUUGGAAAAUUGUCGGCGUAUCGUGGGUAGAAGCAGUGCCGACAUCAGCAAGCGGCAAGGUGGCGAGUGCCUAUAUUCUGGAAGCGUGGGGGCGAGACAACACGAAUAACCAACUCCGUGAGCAGGCUCUUCCUGUGGGUGCUGGCUGGAGUAAGAGCAGAGGAUGGGACGCGCUAAGCAAGAGCCUCCGACAGGACCAAAUCCUAGAGAUGUGGAUCGCUGCAGUGCCCGCGCUUUGCACGCGGACAAUGGCAGCAGAGCUUUUCGUAGCAAUAAGCUCGUUCCUGAGCGAUCCUGUUGAGGAUGUGCUCCUGAACGCAGAGAGCUAUUGCCGCCGUGCCCGAUCGGCGCGAGCGCAACAGCUGCGACCGCAAAUGCAAUACCUCCUGCAAAUGUGCGAAGAAGAGGCCGCGGAAGGUACAUAGAUACUGGCGCCGUGGUGUGUCUGCUGUGCCAAUAAUUUCAGGCCGGGCGCCUGUGGUUUGCAGGUCACCGGCGCGUUUUUUUAGUUUUGUUCUGUUUCGGGAUGUUUUUUUAUUUUCUUUUACUUGCCCACCUUAAGAAAAAGAAACGCGCACGAACGCAACUCGUUCCGUUUUUCUCAAUUGCCAGGGGCUUCGUCGCUGGUUGGACAGGCCGAAUCUAGAAUCUUGUUUCUCGAUCGCGGACGCAAUAUCAAACCUACAGUAGCCUUUUCGGGUUAUUAUGGAACGGGCCGCCUUGCCGACGCGGACCAAAGUGCAUUGGUUCAAGAGGUUGAAGAGUGGGACGUUGGCGCCACAAAUAACAUAGUGUGUUCGCUUCGAUGGAGACAACUGCAGGAACAAGAAAAAGAACAGCGCAAGCCCGUACGCUGCGGUGGGUUGACAGGACUCAAAUUCCACGAGAAUCUCAUCCACGAAGUCAUGCGGAAUUUUUUUGAAGCGGAGAAUGGUAUCAAAUUCGAAUGCGACAAGAACCACUUGUUUCAAACUUACGAUAGGCAUCCCUUUUCGCUUUCGUGGAAGUGAGGCAUUUACGAUUUCCUUUCGCGAGAAAUACGAAGGAAUGCAGUACUUUUGACAUUUUUUCAAAGUUGCAAAUCAAUGUGCGAUGAUGAACA